Molecule: messenger RNA, 1749 nt
Organism: Solenopsis invicta (red fire ant)
Lineage: Eukaryota; Metazoa; Arthropoda; Insecta; Hymenoptera; Formicidae
Gene: Phax
Product: phosphorylated adapter RNA export protein
Exons: 4
Coding region: 128-1648 (506 amino acids)
Biological process (GO): snRNA export from nucleus
Cellular component (GO): nucleus
Molecular function (GO): zinc ion binding; nucleic acid binding
Source: RefSeq, a predicted model, not a curated record
CUUCGUUUACUCAUGGAAGUCAGACAGUACGGUUGGUACAUUCGUAGCCGGGCUUAAAGUAAUCAUUCGUUGAAUCGAAGCGUUAGAGUCAAAAGAUUUUGGUAGAAAUUUUAAUGAAAAAUUGUUAAUGGCAAAAAUUCUUGGAUGUCUACCGAAAGAAUUUGAUAACUUUGUCACAAGCUGGUCACUUUUAUCAGAAGAUACAUUUUUGGAAUCUUUUUUAGAGAAACUUACAAAUGCAGAGAGAAGCAUUACUGAACGUUUAGAAGAUACGUCACAUGAAGAAUUCAAAAUCAGACCAAAGUCAACGAACAGUCAAUCGAAGAAGACAACAAACAAGAGAUUUCCAGGUAAAUGCCAUAAAUGUGGUAAGAUCGGUCACAUGAAGAAGGACUGUUGGUCAAAAGUGGAAAAACAGGAAUUGCCUGAAGAAAAGAAGGAGUCAAAGAGUCAACAAAAUGAAGUUGGUCUUUCAGCGUCAUCAGUCUUCAAGCACGAUGUUUUUGCCACUUACAAAAUUUUGCAAAGGCCUCACGUAAAGCAGACACCUGUCACAGACACCUGUACGAAAAUGAGAUAUAGCGAUGAAUCGGACGAUUCCGCAGAUUCUGAAAGUGAUUCUGACUCAGAUUCUGCACAGGCUAAUGUUAAAAAGCCUAAGCUUAAAUUGAAGAAGAAUAAACAUUUAUGGAAGGAUUUGACUACCAAGAAUGAUAAAUACAAAGUAUGGUGUACCCAGAUGCAGGAGGAAUCUUUGACUGAAGACUUAACAUCGUGCGGCGUUACAAAGAAGUUAUGUCAAGAGCGUAGUAUCGAGAGUUACAACUUUACUCUUAGAUACGCAGAGAAUGGCAGGGAACCUUGUAAUAAUAAUAGUUCCGAUGAAGAGAAGGAUGUCGAACGUAGACUAACUAAUAAAAGAACAAAUUCAGAUAGGCGUGAUGUAAAAUUUAGAUUAGGAAAAAGGAGAAAUUCUAUGGAUUUGGAUAGUCAAAAAGGUUCGGUUAGAAUAAUAGCUGAUUUAUCUACAACUGUGGAUUCAACAGACGCUGACGUCGCUACUGACAUCACCCAUAAACUCAGAGAAAGAAAAGAUCUUCUUAUAAGACGUGUGGUGGAUAUAAUUGGUAAACAGAAAGCUAUCGAUUUUUUCCAAGAAACGAAAAAGAUUGAAGAAGAUGGCGGAAUGUUAAUAAUGAAUGGAUCCCGUAGAAGGACUGCCGGUGGAGUAUACUUUUGGUUGGUAAAAAAUAACGAACAUAUUCCUCAAGAAAAAAUAAGGGAGAUAUUUUAUUAUGACCAAAAGGAGAGCGGCGAACAGCGAAAGAAAACUACCAAUUUAAGACGACAGAAGACCGAAGAAUUAAUGAGAAACUUUGAAGAUGGAUCUGAGAAGGAUUUACCAGCUUUACUAACAAGAGCGGAACUAUCGACGCGACAGAUCGCAGAAAAAGCGAGAUUGCGACGAGGUGAAGGUAUGGACAGAAUGCCAAUAGAUUCUGAUCGUACGGUAUCAAACCCACCACCCAGUCCUGUAACGGAUGAUCCAGAUCAUUCUGAACAUCCAUUGGUACAAAGACAGGUUCAAGAUUAUACUGAUGAUUUUCUCGACAUAGGAGUGGAUAUAGAUAGCAUGGAAGUACUCUAAGAUUAAAUAUACUUAGUUUUAAGUUUGCACAUACUUUACAAUAGCAACUUGUAUAAAUAAAUGCUUGUAAUCAAACAAAGAAUACAUAUAUGUAAUUUGUA